Caenorhabditis remanei is the source of this 939-nucleotide messenger RNA. RefSeq lists its product as uncharacterized. Bases 1 to 939 code for a protein of 312 amino acids. Gene Ontology annotation, molecular function: protein binding. The transcript has 4 exons. Lineage: Eukaryota; Metazoa; Nematoda; Chromadorea; Rhabditida; Rhabditidae. The record is from RefSeq and is a predicted model, not a curated record.
AUGGCGACUGGAGCGAUUGAGUACAAAAGCGGUACUCUUCAAGUCAGUAACUACACCAAUCUUUUGGAGACAAAAACGAAUAGUGGCAUUACAUGUAUCUGGAGCGGAAAAUUCAUGCGCGUCAACUCAUAUCAAAUCGAUUUCAAAUGGAAAUUCGAUUGGAAUGAACUCAAAAGUCAAGGAGUCGAUGAAAUCACUGGACACAUUACAGUUUCGUCUAGAGACAAUUACUUCCGCCGAACGAAAAUUGAUGUAAAAAUUACGGAAGAUAAUCAAGAAAUCACAAAAGAAGUCUGGGGCAUUUAUUAUUCUUAUACUGUUUACUACGAGUAUACUCUCAUUCCCCAUUACGCUCCAGGUUUUGAGAAGCCAGAUUACGACAAGAUGUUUGCACCAUCCGAUCAGAAUGAUACUAUUCUGGUUGUCGACAAAAAGAAGCUUCAUGUCAACAAAUCUUUUCUCUCGUACCACUCCGAGUACUUCCGCAAACUCUUCUCAUCGAACGACAAACAGGGCGAUGCCAAGCCGCCAAAGCGCCAGCGUAAGCAAAUCUCUGACAACAAAGAAGGACAAAUCCAAGAGUUUCCGAUCAAAGAUGUCUCAUUCAAAGAUUUCGCUCUUCUCCUCAGCACUUUCUACCCAAAUCCAGUGUUCCCAACUGACGAAACUGUCGAGAAACUUCUCAAGUUGGCUCGCCGCUUUGUGGUUUCUUCAGUUAUUAACAUCAUCGAGUAUCAUCUUCUAAACAAUUCGAAAAUCAAUAAUGAAAAGAUGUUGUGGAUGGCUGAUGAGUAUGUGAUGCCAAAACUUCUCGAAAAGUGUAUUCGUGGACUGAAUACCGUAGAGAAAGCGAAGAAAUUGGAUCAAUCUCCGGAAUAUAAGAAGUUGUCGGAUAGUGCCAAAGCGAAAGCUCUCGACCGCCUAAUCAAACUGUUUUAA